Molecule: messenger RNA, 948 nt
Organism: Solanum lycopersicum (tomato)
Lineage: Eukaryota; Viridiplantae; Streptophyta; Magnoliopsida; Solanales; Solanaceae
Source: RefSeq, a predicted model, not a curated record
AUGACAGAAUAUGACCAAGAGAAACUGUUGCUAUCCCGAAAAUUCAACACUUUGAUAUGUUCAUUGGACUACAAGAACUACAAGGCCGAAAUAAAGAGUGCAGAUGCACAAGAUUCCUUCAAGGAUGGGGUGGUUAAUUUGGUGACUGGCUGCUUAACCGGAAAGGAUAAGUUAAAAAGGAAAUUCGCCCAGACAUUUUUCCUUGCUCCGCAGGACAAGGGUUAUUUUGUGUUGAAUGAUGUUUUUAGGUAUGUCGAAGAUAAUGAGAUUGAUACCGUUUCAGAAGUGCUUAAUGGAACUGAGGAUGUGCAGUCAGAGGUUUUGACCCUUGAUCCAGAACCUACUCAUGUGGUUGAUCCUCUAAAUCUCGACCAAGCUCGCUCACAUGCAGAAGAAGUUCAACAUGUUGAGGAAAAAGCCAAUGACUCUUUGGUAGAUAGGAGGCAAAUUGCUAAUGAAAGAGUGAUUGUUGUGGAAAUUGGAUCAUAUUUCAACGAGGACCAGCACCUUACAAAUACAGAAUCAGCUAAUUCUGUUGCCCAAGAGGAUGCUCCAAAGAAGUCGUACGCAUCAAUUGAUGUAAAGCAGCUGGUUGCUGCAGUAGCACAAAACGCAGCUCCUGGAGCAUCAAAUCCUACUACCACUAGUGAAAUCGAUGUACCAGAAUCAAAUGAUGUUGAAGAGGAAGCUGAGGGAUACUCUAUUUAUGUCCGAAAUUUGCCUCUAGAUGUUACUGUAGCCCAACUUGAAGCUGAAUUUAAGACAUAUAGGCCUAUUAAGCAAGGAGGUGUACAAGUUAGAAGUAACAGGCAACAAAGAUUCAUCUUUGGCUUUGUUGAAUUUGAAGAUAUGAGCUCCAUGAACCUGUAUGGCACUGUUGAUGGAGCUCACAUCUUCAAAUUCAACAAAGCCAAAUCAGAAUCCUUGUUGCUGCAACAAAGAAAAUAA